CUUCCGCGGCUGGAGCACCCGCCCGCGGCGGACGGGUCACUGACCGUCCUCGCCGUCGGCGACUGGGGGCGGCGCGGCCACUUCAAUCAGUCCCUGGUUGCCAAGCAGAUGGGAAUAAUAGGGGAGAAGAUGGACAUCGACUUCGUCGUCAACGUCGGCGACAACUUCUAUAAGAACGGCCUCACCGGCGUCCACGACAAGGCCUUCGAGGAGUCCUUCACCAACAUCUACACCGCCAAGAGCCUCCAGAAGCCCUGGUACACAAUUCUUGGCAACCAUGACUACAGAGGCGACGCGCUUGCGCAGCUAAGCCCCGUCCUUCGCAAACUCGACAGCCGAUGGAUCUGCAUGAAGUCCUUCAUCGUCAACGCAGAGAUUGCGGACUUCUUCUUCGUCGACACGACGCCCUUCGUCCUCAAGUACUGGAACGGCUCUAAGAACAGCACGUACGACUGGAGAGGGGUCGCUCCUCGCAAGUCCUACAUCGCAAACGUCCUCAGGGAUGUAGACACCGCACUGAAGCAGUCCAAGGCGGCGUGGAAGAUCGUCGUCGGCCACCAUGCCAUCAGGAGCGUCAGUGAGCAUGGGGACACCGAAGAGCUCGUGCAGAAGCUCCUCCCAAUCCUCAAGGCCAAUGGGGUUGACCUCUACAUCAAUGGCCAUGACCACUGCCUUGAACACAUCAGCAGCAGGGACAGUCCGCUUCAGUACCUAACAAGUGGCGCGGGUCAAUGGCCUGGCGCGGCGUCUUCACACCCAACUCUGACAAGCUGGAGUUCUUCUACGACGGACAGGGGUUCAUGUCGCUGCGGCUGA
Molecule: messenger RNA, 816 nt
Organism: Phragmites australis (common reed)
Lineage: Eukaryota; Viridiplantae; Streptophyta; Magnoliopsida; Poales; Poaceae
Product: purple acid phosphatase 17-like
Molecular function (GO): ferrous iron binding; acid phosphatase activity; ferric iron binding
Source: RefSeq, a predicted model, not a curated record